Molecule: messenger RNA, 1105 nt
Organism: Cydia fagiglandana
Lineage: Eukaryota; Metazoa; Arthropoda; Insecta; Lepidoptera; Tortricidae
Product: spherulin-2A-like
Exons: 2
Coding region: 1-813 (270 amino acids)
Source: RefSeq, a predicted model, not a curated record
AUGAUUCUGGUCAUCUUAACUGCCCCACCUGCGACAGAUUUUUUAAGACAGAAUGUUAAAGCAGCAGCAGCGAAAAACGAGUCGUCGGUAACAAUUAAUGGGACUGACAGAAACAUCAUUAGCGACAUCGAAAUGAAAAGCUUCAACAUGACUACUUCAAAGCUAAUGGCAGCAGUGCGUGCAUACUCAGGUGGCAGACCUGAGGGCGUUUUUGUGAAAAGCCCUACACCAUGGGGAAACUUGUACGAAAAGUUCAAUUGGACUGAAGUUACAAGAGUAACAGAUGUUAAAAGAGCAGAGAUUAUUAAUUUCGCAACUGAGGUAGUAACACUAUCUAAAUAUAACUGUAUCAACCAGUCAAACAGUACUGUAAUAGUUUGUGAUAUAAAAACAGAUGUUAAUAACUAUGUUAGCAACAACUUCACUGGUAAACGAAUGUCAAUAAACGCUGAUUAUAAUGUAAAUUUAGUAAAUUUGAAUCGGAAAUUGGUGUUACGUUUAGGUGUCAAUAACUUUACCGAAGAUGCUAUGAAUUUGCAAAUUGAGGAUAAAAUCAGUUUAAAACCCUCCCAAAGUGCUGUGUACGUAUUAAACGCUACUAAAGUUAAUAUAGACGUGUUAGUGGACUAUGAGUCAAGUGUUUUUGGACAUGUGGCUGCUAACUUUUAUCUAAGAUAUAAGGGUCAUCAUUUCUGGGUAUAUAAUGUAAGAGAGCUCAUAGAGACCGUUGGCAGUAUGUCGGCUGUCCAGAGAAAUACUGAUAUAAUCACAAUAGAAUAUUUUAUCGACGCAUUUGCAUACGCUAUUGAUUAAAAUACUGGGAAGAUGAUUAGUGGAAAAAGUCACAUCGUGUCGACCAGUGUCCAGCAUAUUGACACUUGACUUGAUUGAUUGGAAUGACGCUUAGAAGUGUCUAGACUCAAGCAACAAAACAGUAGGCAUGCGUGUACGCAUGUCUACCGUAUCAAAUUUUCCCUCUAUUGCUCAAAGCUGGAAGAGAUCCCUUAAAGGGAUAAGUUCGCCUUUGUACUAAUGACGAAUGUUAUUUUUCCUGUAUCGUUUAGAUUUUUGUAUACUAAAGUGUUUUACUAUUACUACUACAAAA